Nerophis lumbriciformis (worm pipefish) is the source of this 1143-nucleotide messenger RNA. It is a transcript of the gene tatdn1, whose product is annotated as TatD DNase domain containing 1. Gene Ontology annotation, cellular component: cytosol. The record is from RefSeq and is a predicted model, not a curated record. Lineage: Eukaryota; Metazoa; Chordata; Actinopteri; Syngnathiformes; Syngnathidae. Gene Ontology annotation, molecular function: 3'-5'-DNA exonuclease activity.
AUCCCCUCUAUUAGCAGGUUUACGGUAUUCCUACACUCAUGGUGCUAGUGAGAGCUGCAAAUGUUCUUUUCCGUAGCAGAACUCUCUUAACUAUGACACCGCACAAAUUCAUCGAUAUCGGAGUGAACUUGACGGACCCCAUGUUCCGGGGAUCCUACAGAGGCAAGCAGAAGCACGAAGACGACUUUGAUCACAUCAUCGACAGAGCCGUCAAAGUGGGCGUCGAAAAGUUCAUGAUCACAGGGGGAAGCCUGCAAGACAGCAAGGAGGCCCUCGAACUGGCCCAGACCAGAGGCGACUUCUACUGCACCGCCGGCUGCCACCCGACCCGCUGUGGCGAGUUCGAGGAGGGCGGAGCCUCGGAGUACCUGUCCGAGCUGAGGCAACUGGCUGUGGCGCAUCGAGGAAAAGUGGUCGCCAUCGGAGAGUGCGGACUAGAUUUUGACAGGUUAGAAUUCUGCCCCAAAGAAACCCAACUCAAGUACUUUGAGAAGCAGUUUGAGCUGGCGGAGGAGACCAAGCUGCCCAUGUUCCUGCACUGUCGCAACGCACAUCAAGAUUUUUUGGACAUCAUGAGGAGGAAUCGAGACAGAUGUGCGGGAGGCGUGGUUCACUCGUUCGAUGGGACCACAGAGGAUGCCGCCGCUCUUAUCGACAUGGACCUCUACAUCGGAAUAAAUGGAUGUUCCUUGAAAAGCGAGGCCAACAUCAAAGCCAUGAAGUCCAUUCCCACUGAUAGACUCAUGAUAGAAACUGGUGCAGUAUUUAUGGCCUUAUGCUCCGUGGUGUGGCGUGAAGAACACGCACGCAGGUUCCAAAUAUGUCAAAACAACUUUUCCGACCAAGAAGAAAUGGGAGGCGGAGCACUGUUUGAAGGACAGGAACGAGCCGUGUCACAUCAUACAAGUUCUGGAGGUCAUGGCUGCAGCCAGGGAGGAAGACCCCGCGGAACUUUCCCACGCCAUCUAUAACAACACCGUCCGAGUGUUCUUCUCGUCCGCUUGCUGACGGCAAAAGCUUCGGUGAACUUUUUCGAGGCGAGUCAAGCGCCGACGUGAUCGGCAAAGCAAGAAAAUGAAGCGUGUUGACCAGUUUUAAUAGAUAUGUGCACAUGUGAUUCAAUAAAUAUCGCCUUAAAUUCAA